ACAUACCAUCAAAACAAAUUGUUUAUCCGCAGAUAGUGUGUGUAUUAUUAUUGUGAAGUCAUUAUUUUCAUAUUAUUUGAAUCGCCAUAAAAUAUGGAUCAUUCAUCAUAUUGAAUCAAAUAAAGAUCACAGGCAAUCCUUGUAAAUAAAUAAUCGUUUGAAUAUCCAGAAGAAAUUGAAUAAAUGAAAAGUAUCUGUUGAUUGAAAGAUUCCAAAACAAUCAUUGAGCGUUUGAUGUUUGUUUUCAAGCAACCCAAUCGAAUAAUGACCAAAAGCGUGUUCGUAUUGAACAAUAAUUUAUUGGCUGUGAAAGUAAUUCAGUUUUCUUAUCGUGAUUUUAUUGUCCCCAUUUUGAGUUUAUUCUGAAAAUUUGUUUGGCUAGCAAUCACCUCGAGAAAGUAUUUCGGAAAUGGAUGAUGAGUCCGAUGAAUCAUCUUCUUCCUCUUCUCCACCCGACACAUUGGAACAGUUUCGUGAAAAAUGGCAAAAAGAAUUGAACACAACAAAACGAAACAAGGAAAAUGACAAUAUUAAGAAGACAAUCGAUUGCAAAGAACAGAAAAAUGAAUCCAACGACCAGGCCGAAGCGUUGUUCAUGCAAGGUGUGGAAUUGGAGAAAAAAGGCAAAGUAUUUGAAGCAAUGCGAAUGUAUCGAAAGGCAGUCCACAUAGAUCCGGACAUUGAAUUUAAAAUGUACGACAAAUUGAAAACAACCAUUCAUUUGGCAAAUAAUAUUGUCGAAACGAAUCCAACAACUAAUCAAUCAAGUGAUGACAAUAAGAAUGUUGAAGAUUUAAGUGAUGUUGAUUUGGUGCAUCGGUUUCAAACGUCCAUCGUCAAUGAGAAUGGAAAUUUACUGAACAGGGGUAAUGCUGAUACUGGUGUCAUUGUGACUGAAGGUGGACACAUCUCAGAUUUGCCCACAGAAAUUAUACUGUUUAUUUUGCGAUGGGUGGUUUCUAGUAAUCUUGAUGUUCGAUCGUUAGAACAAUGUUCUAUGGUUUGUAAAGGAUUCUAUUUAUUGGCUCGUGAUAUGGAAAUUUGGAGACUGGCCUGUUUCAAAGUUUGGGGUCAUAGUAUUGGCGCUUUAAAAGAUUCAAAAUACACAUCAUGGCGGCAAAUGUAUAUUGAACGACCCAGAGUAUGCUUUAAUGGAUGCUACAUCAGUAAAACCAGUUACCUACGAUAUGGAGAAAGGAGUUUUCAGGAUCAAUUUUAUCGGCCCGUACAUUUAGUUGAAUAUUAUCGUUACAUAAGAUUUUUCCCAGACGGCGGAGUGCUUGUGAUGACAUCAACCGACGAACCAUCGCAGAUUGUUGGAAAAUUACAACAAAAUGGCAAGCAUCGAAACGAUGUGCUAAAAGGAAAUUACAAAUUUUCUAAUGACAUGGUAACGAUAAUGGUGCGAAAGAAUAAGUCCAAAGACCACAACCACCAAGAGCGAAUUCGAGGAUUUACGGAUUAUGAAAAAGAUGCACCAACAUUUUGUCUCCAGUUCUUGAUGUCAUAUACGAAAAAACGUCGAAUACCACAAUUAGAGUGGAAGAAAUAUUCGAUUAUGCAGAGAAAAAAUAAAUAUGAAGAGCUUUGGUCGGAUUUCGAUUUAACACCAGCCAUAUAUCCAGCAUUAAUUUAUUCGAGAGUGAAAAGUUUUGAUGCGAUUUCAUAUCAACAUUUAUAAAUUUUGAUUCUAUUUGAAAAUUCGUUUGCUUCAGUUAAUAUUAAUCAAAUUAUCGCUAAUGAAGACGGUUUCUUUUUGUACCAAAUUGAAUUAGCUAAAUAUAUAUUUAAUAAAAAAAGUUAUGGUUAUCAAAA
This is a messenger RNA of Contarinia nasturtii (swede midge), 1815 nucleotides long. Its product is annotated as F-box only protein 9. The record is from RefSeq and is a predicted model, not a curated record. NCBI's taxonomy places the organism in Eukaryota, Metazoa, Arthropoda, Insecta, Diptera, Cecidomyiidae. Gene Ontology annotation, biological process: SCF-dependent proteasomal ubiquitin-dependent protein catabolic process. Gene Ontology annotation, molecular function: protein binding. The transcript is spliced from 8 exons. Bases 410 to 1681 code for a protein of 423 amino acids. Gene Ontology annotation, cellular component: SCF ubiquitin ligase complex.